This is a messenger RNA of Coregonus sp. 'balchen', 3848 nucleotides long. NCBI's taxonomy places the organism in Eukaryota, Metazoa, Chordata, Actinopteri, Salmoniformes, Salmonidae. The record is from the annotation of a GenBank genome assembly.
AUGGCUCAUGCACGAGAUGAUCCCCACCUGGGCGCCGGCCCAUCCGAGGAUUCUGAACUCUCUGAGAAUGAGUCAGAAACGGCGAGCUUGGUGUCGGAGGACUCUAUCAUGCCAGACUAUGAGAUGGAGCGGGGUGGAGGGGGCACCACCUUUACGCUGUACGAGGCCUGUAACAGGAACGAGGCGCUAACGUUACGGAGGGUCCUGGAGAGGGGGGUUACUAAGGAAGAGGUUAUGGAGCUGGACAUCAAUGGCAGGGUAAGGACUAUGUCAUGUUUCCCUCUGGUGGUCCUGGGUUCAAUAAGUAUUUGAUUACUUUCAAAUACUUGAAGCGUUUGCUCGAGUAUUCCAAGAAAACCUUAUGGCCUCAGAUGUUGUACCUUAGACUAGAGCCGUGUUUCUCAACCUUUGGCCUGCGGACUGGCAAUGAUCCCUGGGAUGAUAGAGACUGAUCCUUGAGAUGGUUGGCUGACACUUUUUUUGUCAGUUACUCAAGUGUUAGUUUUAAUGUAAAAGGUCCCACAAGAAGGAAGAGCAAAAGCUUGCCAGUUCCUGGUACAUAAAAGGUUGAGAAACACUGCAUUAGAGCAUAUUGAAUGAUCACAUUUCUGCGUUCUGCUUUGUAUCCAUGUCAGAAUGGCCUGAUGCUUGCAGUCUCCAGAGGCUAUGUGGACAUCGUCUAUGGUCUACACACAUGUCCACUGAUCGAUAUUAACCAUCAGGACAACGAAGGCAACACAGCACUGAUGAUCGCUGCCCAGGCCGGUAAGCAUUGCAAUAUUAUGGUGGCUAGCUUUGGUGAGCAUAUCAUAUCAUAGCAUAUCAUAUCAAUAGAAGCACCUAUUUCAUGGUCUGGUAGGGAUCACAUAAUUAUACUCAGGGGUGUAACUGGAGAAAAUAAAUCACUCAAGGAACUUUAUCACAGUCAUCGGCCAUUCAGCUACAAAACGUGUUAAAAUGUUCCCCAGAAGAUUCCCACCCAAUUCCACCUGUGAUAACAACUAUGGCAACUCAAAACUUCCUAAUAACAGCCCCUCUCUCCACCCAGGCUACGUCUCCAUCCUGAACUUCAUCCUGAACUACUACCCUAAGGUAGACCUGGAGGUGAGGGACAUCCGGGGCUUCACUGCCCUCAUCAAGGCAGCCAUACAGGGCAGGGUAGACUGUGUGUCUUCCCUCCUCAUGGCCGGUAAGUGGCUAAAGACAGUCAAAUCAAGAAUUGGAGUAGUCCUUGAACAAAAGUCUUUGAGUGCAGGAAGGACUUCUAAAGACUAUUUCCAUGGGUUUUUCUUUUCCACGUGGCGUAAAACCUCACUCUCCAUACUGACAACUUCCUAACUGAUAUCUUAUGUAUAUUCUCGAAUCAGUAGAGGCACAGUUACUCUGGUGAAAUGGGUUAUCAACUUAUCAUCAUGGAACUAGAAUGACUAUUGUAUUAUUCAUUAUGUUUCUAUGGUUACCGUGAAUGUGUUACGAAAAAAGAAAAAGUAGAACACUAUAUAGGGAAUAGGGUGCCAUUUCAGACAUACACCAAGUGUAUGAUUAUGACAGCCAUUUUGGUGGAGAAGGAUGAUGACGCACAUCUAUCUGAGUUUAAGGGGAAUAUCUUAGGACAUGGUUUUAUUUUCUGAUCUUCUUGUCUAAUCUGGGACUAGCCGCUUUGGGUUACAGGCUGGAUUAUCUUGGUGUUUACCAGGACUGAUAUAGACAUGGCUCUGGUAACACCUACUACUGGUUCAUAAGUCAAGACAGGUCAACAUCAAGUCACCCUAUUACCUAUUCUUAUCUGUACCACAGGAGGCUGCUGGGUGGAGGACGGCUCAUAAUAAUGGCUGGAAUGGAGUUAAUGGAAUGGUAUUAAACACAUGGAAACCAUGGAAACCAUGUGUUUGAUGUGUUUGAUACCAUUUCCUUUAUUCCGUUCCAGCCAUUAUAAUGAGCCCGUCCUCCCCAAUUAAGGUGCCAACGGCCGCCUGUGAUCUGUAGACACAAAAACAGCUUUGGGUAUGGUGUUAUUUGUGUUACGUCCACAUGCCUUAUAAUGCGUUCCUCUUCAGCUGAAUAAAUGCUUGAGGACAGUCCUCUGAAAUAGACACUAGUGUGAGUCCGUCUCGAUCCAAUAAUGCACCCAAUUAAAUAAUUAAGAGCUAAAUAUUGUUUCAACUGCUGAUUGCCCCUUUAAUUGAAAGCCUUGAUUCUCCUGCUUCAAACUGAAGAUGUUCAUAAACACAUACUGUCUCAUUAUUAGCCAAUCAAAUAGCGACAGUUCUCCUUUCUGUAGCCGCCGGGCUAUUCAAUUCCGGUCCUGGCGGGCUGAAACAUUUCUGGUUUUUAUUACUACCUGGUAGUUAAUUGCAAUCACCUGGUGUCCCAGGUCUGAAUUGGUCCCUGAUUAGAAGGAGGUGAAAAAACGGAAGUGUUUGGACCCUCCAGAACCAGAAUUGAAAAGCCCACCUCAUAGUGUGUUGCUGUCUAUGUUUAGAUCCUCUAUACCCCUUCACAUAGUAGGGCAAUGAAGCUGUCAGAGUACAUGCCUCACACAUUACAUUUAAAAAAUCUAAUCUUGAUCAGUUUCCCUCAUUUCUUUAGUGUCUAACCUUGUUGUCUAGCUCCUGUGAUCAUUUUGGAUGCGUUCAUUUUUCUCUGUCUCCCUUCCUAUCCCCAUGUCCAGGUGCGGAUAUCAAUGUAGUGGAUGAGGUCAGAGGGAAAGGCAUCACGGACUGGGCCCUGAAGACGGGUCGCUUCGAGGUCCUGCAGCGUCUCCGUGUCCUCCAGGCGCACCCCAUUGCUGAGCAGUUCUGCGACAGCUACGUGAUUGAGUGGCCCGAGCUGAAGGAGCUGGUUGCCAAAGGUUAGAGAGGCAGGCCAGCAACCGGAGGGAUGCCGGUUCCAAUCCCUGCCCCGGCUGGGAAAAAUCUGGUGGGGAGUGGUCCGGUAACCUGCUGUUGUAACCUAUAACCUGCUCCAGGGGUGCUGCACUGCUGCUGACCCAUUUAUCCAACCUCUCCAUUGGGCAUGCAUAAGCUAUGUGUGUUUCUCUGUAGUGUGUCACUGUGACACAUCUGAAUCAAACUUUAUUGCAAUGCAACAGAUGUUACUAGGUGUUCUACAUAGUAGUAAAAUAAAUGUUGUACAUAGAAGUAAUCUUCUAUCUUCUAUCUUCUUCUAAAGCCAUGAGCCCCAAAACACUGACCCAACGUCUGAAGGACAGCCUGACCAUUAGCUUACCCAACGACCCUCAGGACAACGGAGUGAUGGACCACCUGGUGAGGAUGACCACAUCCAUCCACAGCCCUCUAGUCUCCACGGGCUGCCGGCCCCUCUGCCCCACAAGCCCCCCCGAGGUUGGGAAGCGCCGCCUGGCUGUGCCGGAGCUGAUGGAGAAGCACAGCAGCAAGGACCUGGAGGAAAGCUCUGUGUGUCAUAGUAACGGUGUGAAAUGUUCCUUCACGCCUGCGCCAGCGUCAUCGAGCUCCUUCUCGCUCACCAACUGCUGCUCGAACACGGAGCGGAGGGAUAGUGGUCUCUCGACGGCUGCUAAUGGCUUACGGAACUUCCUCCCUCGUUCCAUGACCCACCAGAACUCCGUAUUCCCGUCCGGUUGCAUCCCCAAGAUCACCUUCACUAAGUCUCUGGACAAAACACCUAAGAAGGCGAAGAAGGUGAAGAGGCACAAGGGCCACCUGGAGCCUCCGGUCUGGAAGUACAAGUCGGAGAAGGAGGAGAAGAAAAAGGAAAAGCAGAAGUUGGAGGAAGAGAAGGAAGCGCAAGAGAAGGCACUUAAGAAAGUUAAGAAGAAGGCAGCCAAGGCGGCAGCCAAGGCAAAGGAGCCCGCCAAGGCAAGUUAA